UGGAUGGACAAACAAAAUCAAACAGUGCUAAAAGAAUUUAUUCUAAUGGGAAUCACAGACUUGCCUGAGCUGCAGGCUCCAUUAUUUGGGCUCUUCCUCACCAUCUAUGUGAUCUCAGUGGUGGGCAACUUGGGCAUGGUCAUCCUCACCAAGAUGGACUCCAGGCUACAAACACCCAUGUACUUUUUUCUCAGACACCUGGCUUUCAUUCAUCUUGGUUAUUCAACAGCUGUGGGCCCCAAAAUGUUGGCAAGUUUUGUAGUUACUCAAACUACAAUCCCCUAUAAUUGGUGUGCUACACAGUUAUCUUUAUUCAUCUUGUUCACCAUUAGUGAACUUUUUAUUCUGUCAGCAAUGGCCUAUGACCACUAUGUGGCCAUCUGUAACCCCCUUCUCUACACAGUCAUCAUGUCACAAACGGUAUGUUGGGUUCUGGUAGCAGUCCCAUAUGUCUACAGUGCCUUUAUCUCUAUGAUGACCACCAUAAAGAUUUUUAUUUCAUCCUUCUGUGGCUUUAACGUUAUCAGUUAUUUCGCUGUGAAUUCGCUGUGUUCAAGCACACACGAAAUUGAGUUGAUAAUACUGAUCUUUUCAGUGUUUAAUUUGGUUUCAUCUCUUCUGAUAGUCCUUGUGUCCUAUAUGCUAAUCCUUAAGGCCAUCCUCAGGAUGAACUCUGCAGAGGGCAGGCGCAAGGCCUUCUCCACCUGUGGAUCUCACCUGACAGUGGUAGUUGUGUUAUACGUGACUCUAUCCUUUAUGUACAUGCAGCCCAAGUCCAGUCAUUCUUUUGAUACUGAUAAAAUGGCCUCUGUAUUUUACACUGUGGUAAUACCCAUGCUGAAUCCCAUGAUCUACAGCUUGAGGAACAAAGAGGUAAAAGGAGCCCUUCAGAGGCUUUGGAAAAAUAUGUGCAAACUCCCUAUAUAA
Messenger RNA from Equus quagga, 927 nucleotides. Its product is annotated as olfactory receptor 8K3-like. NCBI's taxonomy places the organism in Eukaryota, Metazoa, Chordata, Mammalia, Perissodactyla, Equidae. Gene Ontology annotation, cellular component: membrane. Gene Ontology annotation, biological process: G protein-coupled receptor signaling pathway; sensory perception of smell. Gene Ontology annotation, molecular function: G protein-coupled receptor activity; odorant binding; olfactory receptor activity. The transcript has a single exon. Bases 4 to 927 code for a protein of 307 amino acids. The record is from RefSeq and is a predicted model, not a curated record.